Molecule: messenger RNA, 3096 nt
Organism: Paraglomus brasilianum
Lineage: Eukaryota; Fungi; Glomeromycota; Glomeromycetes; Paraglomerales; Paraglomeraceae
Source: the annotation of a GenBank genome assembly
AUGCCGGUCCAGCCUUCCACUUCCGUAUCCGCUCCUAAGCUUCACACUCGCCUCUUUCCACCCUCCCCAAACUGGAACGCCCCUAAGGCUAUUUCUGUCUCUCCACCUGUCCUAGCCUAUGCGAGUCGUGAUUUAAUAAUUCUUUUGCACUCAGAUACGCUCGAAUAUAUUGGCUGUCUCGCAGGACAUGGGGAUAGAAUAAACGCGGUGGAGUUGUCUGGGAGAUAUUGCGCUAGUGGGGGAAGUGAUAAUACCAUUAGGUGUUGGGAAGUAGAAACGCGGAAGCAAAUUGGAUACGUCAGCGGGUUCAAGGUUGUAAAUGAAGUGCUUUCGCUUGCCUGGACUGCAAAUAAAGAGCUUGUUAUAGCCGGAGACAAAUCUGGAGAAAUAGUAGCAUGGGACACAAAGACAAACAAAUAUUCCAUAUCAGUCAUAGUGACGUCGCCAGUCUACUGUAUAGCAGCCUCACCAACCGUUGAAGAUGUAGUAGCAAUUGGAUAUCAGAAUGGAUCUAUUGUUAUUCUAAAAUAUGAUUCAAGUCUCCAAAACCAAAUUCUCUACCAAUUACAGGGUCAUGAUAGUGAAAUUCAAAGUUUAUCAUGGCAGCAAGCUAGUCCUACAUCUGCGUCUGCAAUGUCCAUGCCUAGCAACCCUUCGUCUUUUACUUAUCUCAUUUCCGGCUCAAAAGACAGAACAGUACGCAUUUGGGAUGUACCUGAAGAAAAGACUAUUCGGUUGAUUGAACUUCCUAAACCCAAACAACGAUUAACUGAACAGCAAAAAAAUCGUUUGUGGCUUGCAUCGGCGUGGGUCCCGGGAAGUUGGAAAAUUAUUACGAGUUCAUACAUGGGUUACUUAUAUGAAUGGGAUGUUGAUGCUAGCAAUUCGUCAAGUCUAAGUUUUGUUGGUGGACAUAACAGAAGCGUAUUUGCAAUUAUUGCUUAUCCAUGCGGGACACGCGCCGUGACUAUUUCUAUGGAUAGACAGCUAAUAAUAUGGCAUCUUCAAACGCACCGACCUCACCAAUCCAUUCUUUGCCUGGGCAGUUAUGUCUACGAACUCGAUAUCUCCAUCCCUGAUCCCACUAAGCUAGCAAUUGCUUUGGGAGAUAAUACCAUUCGCGUCUGGAACUACUUACAUCCGUCCGAUUUGUUUAGUUCCAUAAUGUUAUGGAAAGGUCUCAAAGGCAAGAUAACUAGUCUGAAAUGGCAUCCUACUCAAGAAGGCGUUCUUGCUUUUGGAACUGACAUGGGUUCAGUUGGCGUGUUUGAUGUCUAUAACGAGAAACAUAAAUUGUUUAAGAGUCACCAUAAAGGAAAAGUUUAUGCUAUUCAAUGGGGAGAGAAAAGGUGGAUUGAGAGGGAAACUGAUGUGGGUAGAACUGAAGAUGGCGUGGAGAGGGAGGAUGGAGAGUUGGAUGGAGACGGAGCGACAUCUAAUAGGGGAAAGAAGGAAGAGAGAAGGUCGAAAGGAAGUGAACCCGGAGACAUGAUUAUAUUUAGUGUUGGUGCAGAUGGUGUUUGUUUGAUGAGUGAUUUGAAAAAAGCAAUUAAAGCAUCUGUAGAUGUGAGGGAAGUCAUUGAAGAAGCAAAUGCAGAGUGGACGGAGACUUUAAAGAGCAACCUGACAGAGCUACCAAAACGGAGUGAGGUUUCUAUCCACCCUAAAGGCAAAUUUAUUGCAAUGGGGAAUACAAAUGGUACUAUUCAAGUAUUUGAAUUGCCAUCAUUUAGGAUAAUAUAUCAAUUUAAUGGACACCGACAGACAGUCAAUCGAAUAUGUUGGUGUGAUAAUGUUCCUGAGACAUCAAACUUUAGAGGUCCUAUAUUGGCCUCAGGAGCUGAUGAUGGGAAGAUUGCUAUCCAUGAUUUAUUUGAUUUGGAUAAAUUACACUCAACAAUCUCAAUCCCUACUUCCUCACCAGCACUUGUACUCAAGUCCCACAAAAGAGGCAUUUCUGGCCUUGCAUGGUCACACAACUCCAAACUUCUAUCCUCUUCUUUUGACGGAACAGCUAUUGUGUGGGAUAUUACAACAGCAUUGCCUGUAUCAAUAUUCAGGGGAUACCAUCAAGGACGACUAUUCAGUUGUGCUUGGAGUCCAAUUGAUGAAGAUUUAGUGUUUACUGGUGGGGAUGAUCAGAUGUGCUUUGCUUGGAAACCAUCUGAGCAUCCAUAUACUGAGAUCUCAGAAAAAAGCUCUACUCCAGCACAGGCUACUUUUUCUCCUGCCGAAACAUCAAUAACACCUGCUCCACCUACAUUGAAACCUCCAGCAAAGAGAGAAGCUACUACUAAGAAAAAUGAAUCUCGUCAUAAAAGACAGAAAAAAGUGAACUUGUUCCCAUCAAGUUCUCUAGGAGUAUCAAGAAAAAAAAUACAAAAAGACAUAUUUGAACUGUCAAAAAAUAUAUAUAAUGGAGAUAUUGAAAAAGCCUUAGCCGUAAAAGAUGUCAAAAAACUAGUUACAGAAGAAGCCAACAAUUCAUUGGGACUGUCAAUGUCAAUUGGUGGUCUGGAGAUCAACCGCAGUCUUCCUCUUGACCUUUGGUUAAAUAACAUCCCAGCUUUGAUUGAACGUUUGGAUAAGAAUGAAGGACUAUCAUCACAGGAUUGGAUUAUACUUGCCCUGAGUCCUCUCGCUGGCAGGGAUGUAUGGCAAUCACUUUUGCGUAAGCAAGCGCAAAAACUCUUGGCUAAAGGUGAGCACCAUGCUGCUGUAAUGUGCUUAAUAGCAUGUGGCGAAAUCUAUGAGGCUAUCAACAUAUACAAACAAGCUGACAUGUACAGGGAGGCUCUAACUCUAGCAAAGAUACGUCUUCCCCAAGAUGAUCCAAUAAUACUUGAUUUACAUUCAGACUGGGCAUUACAAUUAGAGAAAGAACCUUCCUAUGAACAAGCUGCAAUGUGUCAUAUAGCUUCACAAAAGCCAGCAGCCAUCCCCAAUGCACUUAAUGCUGUUGCAAGAGCGGGUGACGUAUCUGGACUAUGCAUGUCAGCAUCACUUGCACUAUUACUUGGUGACUCUUCGGCUGAAGAGCGUUUAACAAGAUAUAAACAAGAGCAAGAAAUCUCUGGGAAAACGCGAUUAUUAUAG